Molecule: messenger RNA, 705 nt
Organism: Cylindrotheca closterium
Lineage: Eukaryota; Bacillariophyta; Bacillariophyceae; Bacillariales; Bacillariaceae
Source: the annotation of a GenBank genome assembly
AUGUCUCGUACCCAAGAACAGCAACCGCAAUCCAUCGUUCACCAUCUGUCUCGGAUGGGGUCAAAGAUGGCUAUUCCAUUUCGAAAGCAACUUUCUCCAGUGAAAUCAAGAAGACAGGACGACGAGGAAAGUCUAAUGCACUCGAAAAGAAGUUAUGAAAGUCUUACUUCCCGAACUGAACCCAUAUACAGCGUUGAUGGAAGUAACGACGACUGGUCGUUCACAUCUGAUUGCUAUGACGGUACUUGUCGACAGCAUUCUGCCCUUCAUGAGGAGGACGAAGACGAAGGCAGCAGUGACGAAGAGACUUUCAUCUCACUUGAUCAGAACGAGUUCCUCAUGGAAUGCUUCAUGACAAAUCAAUGCAGUGAUGUGACAUUCAUUGUCAUAUUUAGUGCUGGAACGUGCUAUUUGUCAAAGCAUCUAGAGGAGAUCGUCGCUAUCAGGACCGCGGAAUCUGGGUGCAAUUGCCAAUGCCGACGAGUCGACUCUCGCAAAGCACCAAUGUUCACUCAGAAACUUCAAAUCGAUGUGGACCAACCAACCCUUGUGGCCAUGAAGAACGGAUCAGUGAUCGGUAAAAUGUCCAACAUUUCUCCAUCUGGUUGGGAACUGGACAAGUGGCUGACCGAUACCAAUCUGAUGACAAAAAGAGACAGUGAAUCAGAUUUCCAAUCAUUAAGCACCCGACUAUGCGACUUGUAG